CAGACGGCUGCUGCUUCUGACCAGCUGCCCAACGACCUGGAAGAAGCAGAGAAACUCAUCAACAAACACGCUGCUCUGAAGGAGGAGAUUGGACGGUACGAGGAGGACUACGAGCGCCUGCAGGCCAUGAACGAGCUGCUGGAGUCCGAGGACGCUCCCCUGCCUCAGGCCGCCCUGCAGCAGUGGCUCCAGAAGCUCGACGUCGGCUGGAACAAGCUCCUCGAGAUGUGGGAGAGCCGGAGAGAAGUUCUGGUCCAGGCCCACAUUUUUCACUUGUUCCUGCGAGACGUCAAACAGGCCGAGUCCUUCCUCAACAACCAGGAAUCAGCCCUCGCUCACGUGGAGCUCCCCACCACAGUGGAGACGGUAGAAGUCGCAAUAAAGAAACACAAGGAGUUCACCACCACCAUGGAGCUAAACCUGCACAGGAUAAAGGCUGUGAUUGAGGCGGGAGAAAGUCUGAUCAGCCAGAGCAACAUCUACUCUGAACGCAUCAGGGAGCACAUUGACACGCUCGCCAACAG
Nematolebias whitei (Rio pearlfish) is the source of this 524-nucleotide messenger RNA. Its product is annotated as spectrin beta chain, non-erythrocytic 4. Lineage: Eukaryota; Metazoa; Chordata; Actinopteri; Cyprinodontiformes; Rivulidae. Gene Ontology annotation, biological process: actin cytoskeleton organization. Gene Ontology annotation, molecular function: actin filament binding. Gene Ontology annotation, cellular component: cell projection; plasma membrane; cell junction. The record is from RefSeq and is a predicted model, not a curated record.